This is a messenger RNA of Penicillium brevicompactum, 222 nucleotides long. RefSeq lists its product as uncharacterized. The coding region runs from base 1 to 222 and encodes 73 amino acids. NCBI's taxonomy places the organism in Eukaryota, Fungi, Ascomycota, Eurotiomycetes, Eurotiales, Aspergillaceae. The record is from RefSeq and is a predicted model, not a curated record. The transcript is spliced from 2 exons.
AUGCACGAGCCACGCAAGAUCGGCACGGAUCUCAAUAUCGGUGUGCUGUUUGUCCAGAGUGAUGAUAUGGUUUACAAGACGUCCAAUCAGACUGAAAUCACUGUAUUGAUGAGAUCAUGCUUCGGUCGCUGCGAUUGCGCCUCCACAUUCCAGACUAUGGGGACAGCCGAGCGAAUCCAGUCUGCUACUCCGCCAGAUCUGCCCGUGUUCGUGCUAAAAUAG